Saccostrea echinata is the source of this 758-nucleotide messenger RNA. Its product is annotated as stathmin-2-B-like. The transcript is spliced from 2 exons. Gene Ontology annotation, biological process: regulation of microtubule polymerization or depolymerization. Lineage: Eukaryota; Metazoa; Mollusca; Bivalvia; Ostreida; Ostreidae. The coding region runs from base 61 to 447 and encodes 128 amino acids. The record is from RefSeq and is a predicted model, not a curated record.
CCGGAUGUUGAUAUUUUAUAAAUAGCGUCCUAAACAACCGACAGCCCACGCUUUUAAAAAAUGGAAGAAGACUGUAAAUAUACCUCGUUUGAUGUGGAAAUGGGAUCUCCCAGUCGUAAAUCUGAACCUCCUCAAAGAUUAACAAAAUAUCAACGCCGUCACACCACACAAGAAGAAAUAAAGGCCAAACAAAUUGCUGCAGAGGAGAGACGAAAGGUCUAUGAACAUGAAAAGCUGAUGAGAAUCCAAGAAAGGAGUGAAGAAUGUUCCAAGAUUAAUUCUAAAGUGAGUCACUUGUUGGCUCUUGAUGCCAAAAGACGAGGCCUGCCUGGUACAAGUCAAGUAAAACCUAUCUCCACAAGAGAGGCCGUGCAGUCCAUUAAAUCACUCAGUAAAGACUUCUCCAGAAUAACACAAGGCUUCAAUGUCAACGAAAUGCAAUCAUAAUUCACCUUGCCAAACAAAGAGGCCUUCCUAUUGGGAAAAGUGUAUAUGAUAUACUUCAAAAUAACAUAACAAGUAGUUCUUCAAUAAGAAUUACUGAAGUCAAUCAAUACACUAUCAAUAUGAAUUUUAUUUUCCAAGUGUAAUACCAACAUCACUGGAAUAGCGAGAAAUAUUUUCUAAGUAGAAAAAGGUGGACAAGCUGUUACUUGCGAAGUGUUUACACUCAGUUACAAUCACGAAAACAUGUUACUUCAAUAAUUUAUUUCAGUUCUUUCUUUGUUUAUACAAAUAAAAACUUUUCAAUAAAUCUU